AUGGUCAAAUUAACCCCAAUCUUCGUCGCACCGCAGGAGAGUGACCAAGACGCGGCCGACGGUCAGAGGGAGGAGGGGGGAGCGGUGGUGGAGCCUCGGCCAGACCGAGUUGAAACGGACUCCACCGAACACGAAGCAGACCCCGUGCCCUCAGACACAGCAGACAACACAAUUGGUGAGACGCGGGACGUGGAAGACACCGAUGGGGCAAUUGAGACGCCGGCAGAGGGGGACACCGAUGGAGCCGAGACAGCGACAGCCAAAGACAUCGAAGGGCCUGAGGCAGCGGCAGCUGGAGACGCGGAUGGCGAUGCAGCUGAGACACCAUCAGAGACGGACACUGGUGGGGCAGAAGCAACAGCUGACACGACGGCUGCCGCAGACGGUGGCAGCAAAGGCGAAGAGGUUGUGCUGUUAAACAGCGGGCGCGAGGAAACGCUGGCAGUGGGAGAGACGGCCCCCACAGAGGCGUCAGCACCUGACGAGGUGGACGAGGGGGAAGCUCGGAAUCUGGAUGGAGCGGGCCCGGAAAUGAUCGUGAUGGAGGGGGAACAGGAACCUGCACCUGGUGCUGAGGGUGAUGGGUCACCAGUGGAGCUGCUCACGGAACAGCCCGACGGUCAAGACAGCACAGAGAGAGCGGAGGGAGACUUGGCUGCGGCAGAGGCAGCGGAGGUGGCACAGAGAGAUAGGACCCCCGCAACACCAACCAUCAUCGCGCCCGACGAGGAGUCUGAGCAGUCGACGGAGGAGGCCGUGUCACGGGAUCCAAGCGCUCACGAUGGACAGGACUACGUCAAGGCCGGGGGCGACGGAGCCAUGGUAGGUAAUUCAGAUGCAGUAGAGGAGCAGGACAUGGAGGACACCGUGGAGGGUGAGAUGGAGCCACAGAUGAGUCAUGAGGAGCUUCUGGAAAAAUACCAGGCUCUGCGUGAGACCCAAGAGAAACUACUUAGUCGGAAUGGGCAGCUGCAGCACAAGCUCGCCGAUUACUUUCGCCGCAAAAAGGGCGAGGACGGACGAGUGGAAGUGGAGCGCGGAGGCCUCGACCAGGAGCAGAAGUACCUCAAGUACAUGGUGGCCAUUGAGGAUGUGCGCCGCCAGGAACAGCAGCAGCGGCUGGCGCUGGAGCGGCAGGUGGCGGACCUGUCUGCACGGCAGCAGCAGCAACAGGAGUGCGUGGAGGCCGAGUGGCGGGCGUUGGCAGCCUGCAAGCGGCAAGCGGUGCUGGCAGCAAUCAGGACUCGCAUUGGGAGGCAUGUGUCCAAAGAGGAGCUGAAGCAGAUGGAGCAGAGCGAGGAGCGCAAGGAGGAGGAGGUGGCGCACGUGCGCCUGCAGAACAUCAAGCUGAAGAACCGGCUGAGGAAGCAGGAGCAGCUGCUGCGGUCCCGUGAGGAGCUGGGCGAGGGGCUGCACCUCAUCGACUUUGAGCAGCUCAAGAUCGAGAACCAGACCUACAAUGAGAAGGUGGAGGAGCGCAACGAGGAGCUGCUGAAGCUCAGGAGGAAGAUCACGUGCACCGUGCACAUGCUCACGCAUGUCAAGGAGAAGCUGCAGUUCGUGCAGGUCGAGAACGAGGAGCAGAGGGCAGCUCUCGCCUCUGUCGAGGUCCACGUGGCGCAGAGACGAGACACCCUCACGAGAACCAAGCAGGCCCGGGACGCCCUGCGCACUGACAACACCCGCCUGCGCCGCCGUGCGGGGCUGCUGGGGAGCCCCCAGCUGCUGCGUGACCUCGAGGUGGCAGUGGACGGCGCCGAGCGGCUGCGCGGGCGCCUGCAGGAGCUGCGCGCGCGACACGCCGGGCUGGCACUGGCCGCGCGGGGCGUGCGCGCCAAGGUCGAGCAGGCCCGGGCCGUAGCGGCCACCGGUGACGGCGCCCGUAGAGGAGGAGGAGGACUGUUGAGCGCGUACGGCGCCGGCGCUCUUGCGUGAAGCCCACUGGGGCUCGGUGGCAGCCAGCAGGGGUUUAGCGAAGGUGCUGCCUGCGUUCGUUGAGAUGGUAGUUCACUCCAUCGGAUGGAUUGCGAUACAGAGACAGUGAUAGGGAUUUCCGUGUUUAAUAUAGUUGUGUGAGUUUGACCAAGUGCUGUUUAUUUGAUUACGAUUGAUAGGAUGGAUACAAAAUUAUUUCCGAAAAAUAUAACCUACUCACGAGGAAGGUUAUAUAUUAAUGUCCGUGAUAUAUAUUUUGAACAAACACAUUUACAGUAACAACAACACUACUUUUAUAUACCUUUCGGGAAGAAGACCUCAGAAAGUGUGUGAAAGAAUAAACAGGAGAAAGCUGCUGCAGGUGA
Lethenteron reissneri (Far Eastern brook lamprey) is the source of this 2300-nucleotide messenger RNA. It is a transcript of the gene CFAP184, whose product is annotated as coiled-coil domain containing 96. The record is from RefSeq and is a predicted model, not a curated record. Gene Ontology annotation, biological process: cilium assembly. Lineage: Eukaryota; Metazoa; Chordata; Hyperoartia; Petromyzontiformes; Petromyzontidae. Gene Ontology annotation, cellular component: ciliary basal body; axoneme.